CGAAUAGUCUCACCGAUGUUUUAAUUACUAAAAUUAAUGACCGAUGUCAGAUUAUAAUGCUUCAGAAAUACACCAGCAUUUAUCAAUAUAUUAAAAUAUAUUUUAAUGAAAAACAUGGAUACAAGUGCAGUUUUUAUUUAUAAUGUUAAACAGAAAGAAAAUUACCGUUCUUACUUUGACCCACUUAUCAUACUAGCGAUCAUAAAGCGCGUAGGCUAGUUCUUUUAUAUUUAAUAUAUUAUUUAUUAUUAUUAUUGAUCUUUUAAUUUUAAUAGCGCGUAGGCUAGUUCUUUUAUUUUUAAUUUAUUAUUUAUUAUUAUUAUUGAUGUUUUAAUUAUUAUUUUUUUAACAUUUUGGGUCUCAUUGUAAAUAACGAUACAUAGGCCUACAGGUUCUGAACUUCAGAUUAUGUUCUACGGCCAGAUCAGUAAUAUUGUCAUUUUAUUUUUUAAUAGGUAUGUUCUGUAAUAUAUGUCAGAAACAUUCUACACGGCCAGUGAAAGCAGUUGUGGGAAAAAGUGUUUGGGUUGAUGUACCUUGUGUUAAUUUUGUGAGACAAAGCCUAGUGAGACAUGUUAAAACAGAAUCGCAUAAAACUGCAGUGGAGCGUGAAACGGCUUUAUCGCUUUCAAAAAAAGAUGGAGGGAUCAUGCAAAAUUUCAAAAAUGUAGUUGGUGCACAGAAAAAGGCUUUUCUUGGAUAUUUGAAGAACAUGUACUUUUUAAUGAAAAGGGAAAUUCCACACACUACAAAUUUCAUUCCAUUAACAGAACACACCAUGGAGAUGGGAUGUGAAUACUUGAAAGACAUUCAGAUAGGAGGAAAUGCAAAAUACACAAGUAUGCGCAUUAUUCAAGAGAUGGUAGCUAUUUUAGGCAGACAAGUACAACAAGAAGUCUUCGACGAAGUCAGACAGGCUAAUUAUUUCUCUCUCAUGUUGGAUGAAACAACCGAUGUAUCAGUUAAGAAACAGUUAACAGUGUAUGCUCGGUACAUCAAGGAUAAAACUCCAGUUACAAAAUUCCUUCAAAUGAUUGAAAUGCCGGAUGGUAAAGCGGAAACAAUUUACGAUAGAGUUACAAAGUUCUGUAAUGAAAUUGAGCUCAACUACAAAGACAAACUUGUGGCUAUAGGCAGUGACGGAGCUAGUGUUAUGUUAGGUAAAAAAGGUGGUGUUGUUGCACUGUUUAAACGCGAUAUUCCAUGGUUGAUUUCCAAUCAUUGUGUUGCCCAUCGCCUAGCUUUAGCUGUGUCACAGAGUGCCAACAGAAUUACCUACCUGAAGAACUUCAAAGCAACACUGUUACAGCUGUGGAAGUUCUACUCCAACUCGUCUGUGAGAAUGGCAGGGCUCGAGGAGAUACAGAAAGUACUGAAUGACCCCCACCUGAGGCUUGUUCGAGCGAUUGACACCCGUUGGCUGUCACAUGAAGCAGCUGUGAAAGCUCUUUUGCUUUGUCUGAAGUCAGUGUACACAAGUCUAGACAGAGAGGCAUCUGAGAGACAUGAUUGUCAAGCUGAAGGUCUGCUGCACUUCACCACGAAGUACAACUUUCUGGCUACAUUAUGCUUCCUGGGUGAUGUGCUGCCACCUUUAACAAUUCUUUCCCGUGUUUUUCAGAGAACUGAACUGGACUUUGCAUGCAUGAAGUCGCAUCUUCAGGGAACUGCAGCUGCAAUCAGAUGCAAGUUGGAUGCUUGUCCAGGCAAACUGCUAAAGUCUAUACGAGAAAAGAUGGAUGAACUCAUUCCCAUUCAAGAUAAGCUGUCUGCUGUAACUGACAAACAGGAAGAACUGUUCACAAAACAGAUCUUCUAUCCAUUACUGGCAGCCAUUUUGGAGCAACUCGAACAAAGAUUUCCUGACUCAGACUUUCUAGAACAUUUCAAGGUAUUUGAUAGAUCAUUCUGGCCAGAAGAUUGUGGCAGCACCAUUGAAUACCAUGGGCAGAAAGAUAUCGAGGCAUUGGCAUCUCAUUUGCCAUUUACAAACAAAGAGGAUGCUGUUGAAGAAUGGAAAGUCUUCAAACCAGUGGCUGUUCUAGCCACCAAUGAGAGAUCACCAUAUAGCCUGAUGCUGAAACUACUCGAUUCUUCUCUUGCCAGGGGGUAUCCCAACCUGCACAAAAUAGCUUCAGUGGGAUUAAUUAUUCCUGUUUCCACAGCAGACUGUGAACGUGGUUUCAGCACCCUGAACAGAGUAAAGACAGACUUGAGAGGGUCAUUACUAGAAAAGAAUCUCAACAACAUUCUGGCAGUAACAAUGGAAGGGAAAGAAGCAAAGGACUUUGAUUUUCAUAAAGCUUGUGAGACCUGGGGCUCAAUGAAAAACCGGAAAAUUGAUGUUCUAAAGUGACAGUGGACUAAUCAAAUGAUUUUGAAGGAUGUAUUACUUUGUUAAUUAUGUUUAUCAUGAGAAGGUGUAAAAGAAAGACAGACAUGUACAUAUAUACAGAGAGAGAGAGAGAGAGAGAGAUAUGUAUAUAAACAUAAUGACUGAAAGAUGAAUGUUGAGAGAAAGUGAAGAUAUUCACACAUAUACUCAUGUACAUACACACCUAGAUGGGGAGAAAGAUUAUAUAUGUCAUGAGAGGGUGUAAAAGAGAAUCAUGGAGAGAGAGAGAGAGAGAGAGAGAGAGAGAGAGAGAGAGAGAGAGAGAGAGAGAGAGAGAGAGAGAGAGAGAGAGAGAGAGA
Molecule: messenger RNA, 2694 nt
Organism: Gigantopelta aegis
Lineage: Eukaryota; Metazoa; Mollusca; Gastropoda; Neomphalida; Peltospiridae
Product: zinc finger protein 862-like
Exons: 6
Coding region: 458-2356 (632 amino acids)
Molecular function (GO): protein dimerization activity
Source: RefSeq, a predicted model, not a curated record